CGCUCUGCCCUUCCUCGCCCUGGAUGUCGCAAGAAGCUGAGACCCCCUCGAUCUCGGUUGCCCGCCCUUGCAAAGUAAUCCCACCCCACCUUCCCUCCUGGGCACCUUUGCGCGUGGCGGAGGGGGCUCCCUUGCAAAGGCUACAAUGUCACCUGAUGAAAUUGUCUACUUGGCGGUCCUUCUCAUCUCUAUACCUGUUGGUUUCCUCUUCAAGCAAGUUGGUUUAAAGACCAAAAAAUAUGGAGCAGCUGUUGUAGGACUUGCACUUAUUCUGGUGACUUGCCAGAUACACAUCCUUCAUUCCCUUAUCACCAUCCUGGGGACAUGGCUUAUUAUCAAUAUCUCACCAAGGACUUGUCAUCACCUGACGCUGGGAUGGACAUUUUCCUACUUACUUUUUUUCCGCACAGUUACUUACUUCAACUAUCCAGAGCCAACACCAUUCACCAAUGCUGUGCAACUUUUGCUCACUCUUAAGCUGCUGAGCUUAGCCAAUGAGGUACAAGAACUCAUUCAGGCGAAGAAACAGGAAGUGACAACCUUCACCAAAUCUCCAGUGAUUGGUACAGUUCUCCAAAAACCGGGGUUGGUGGAGAUACUGUGCUACAGUUACUGCUAUGUGGGGCUUAUGACAGGCCCAUUUUAUCGCUAUCGUACGUAUCAUGACUGGUUGAGCCAGAUUGAUCCCUCUAUUAUCCCUAGCUGGCGGCCGAUGCUUUCCAGAUCCAGAAUGAUCCCCAUCUUUGGAAUAUUUUUCCUGGUUGUCUCCCACUUCUUCCCCCUUGACUACGUCCGAAGCAAUGCCUUCUACGAGAGAGGACUCCCUUUCCGCCUCUUUUACAUGGUGCCCAUUUUCUUUGUCUUCCGUAUGCGUUUCUAUGUUGCCUGGCUUUGCGCCGAGUGCGCCUGCAUUGCUGCCGCUUUUGGUGCCUAUCCAGUCACUGCCAAAUCUCGGUCAGGUGGAGGACCUACAGUGGAAUAUGAGCCUUUAAGUCGAUCAGCCGACGGGGAAGCCUCCAAUGUUGCCUAUGAUUAUGAGACAAUCAAAAACAUUGAUCCACAUGGAACAGAUUUUUGUGUCAAAGUAAAGGAUGGCAUGCGCUAUUGGAACAUGACUGUCCAGUGGUGGUUGGCACAAUACAUCUACAAAAGUGCACCAUUCCACUCCUAUGUCAUGAGGAGUGCAUGGACAAUGCUUAUAUCGGCCUACUGGCAUGGGAUCCACCCCGGGUACUACAUCAGCUUCCUUACCAUCCCACUCUGCCUAGCAGCUGAGGGGGCCAUGGAGAGUGGAUUCUUGAAGCACCUCUCCCCAUCUGGGCGUCUUUGGGGUGACUGGAUACAGUGGUUCCUGAAGAUGAGGGCCUAUGACUACAUGUGUAUGGGUUUUGUGUUGCUUACCUUUGAGGAUACCAUUCGCUAUUGGAGCUCAGUCUAUUACUGCAUCCAUGUGGGAGCUGUGUUUUUCUUCCUGCUGGGAACAGUGAUGGGGGCCCAGAGGAAAUGGAGCUCCCCAAAAGAUAAACAGGGUGCUCCACAGAAUCCCAAGCAACAGGAAUGAGAGGGCAAAGGUGAUGUUGCCAUAUACCCACAGCAAGGAACGCUAUCAUAGGCCCCGGAGGCUAAGGGAACAAAUAAGACUCAGUGUAAGUCUAGUUUCGAUAUAUGUCAUGACUGUAGGUGGGGAUUGAAGGAAGUAAUCCAAGAUGGAACUUGGAAAUCUCUACUUUUGGUCUGCUUUGUGACAAGGUGAUUUAGAAAUCCUAAAAAUAUUGCCACCUAGGCUAUUCUACUCAACACCAGGGGCUUCUGAGAAAAGGAAAUUUCUCCACAUCUUAACUUCUAACUCAGUGUUUCUCAGUCUCAGAAAUUUUAAGAUCUAUGGACUUCAACCCACAUGCUCACUGGGGAAUUCUGGGAGUUGAAGUCCAUCCAUCUUAAAGCUGUUGAAGCUGAAAAAUACUGUUCUGACCUAAAGUUUAGAAAUCUUCUGGCUCCUCUAUUAUAGUCUUGUUUUUAUUUUCAUUUAUUUUUCUCAGCCAUUUUAUAGGAUAGGGCAGUGAUGGCGAACCUUUUAGACACUGAGUGCCCAAAUUGUGCGCACACACACACACACACACACACCCAAACUGAAAGCUGCAUGCAUAUGUGUGUGCACGGAUAUCUGGCCGGCGGGAGGCAGGGCAUCCCGGCACUGGCAGCUCAGAAAGAGGUCAGAUCUUUUUCUUUCGUGAGCUUCUUUUUCAUCGUUUGCAGGGUAACAGAAGCUCACGAAAGAAACACCACGGAGAUCUGACCUGGGAUGAUGGCACAUGUGCCAGCAGAGAGGGCUCUGCAUGCCACGUCUGGCACGUGUGCCAUUGGCUCGCCAUCACGGAGAUAGGGUAAAGGAAUUACACCCUACUGGCUGUUAUGGAACUCCAGCCAAAUAUAAUAAUUUUAUAGGCAAUGGAAUAUAUGCUAUAACUGCAUAGCAUCUGGAGGAUCACACAUUCUCUGUCCUUCAACCAGUAGGAUUUUUAGUUCUGUAAUAUGCAUUCUAUAACGAACUGAUCCCCAACUUUCACUGUCAUUUUUGUUUUCUUUAAAUGUCAUAGUAGCCUUGAAAAUAUCUGCAUAUAUAAUGAGAUUUCUUGAAAAAGUAAAUUUGGGACUUGGUCCUUGGGUAGAUAAGAGGUGAGGCUGUCAUAUUUGAGCUGCAAAAAUCAGGAUGGUCAUUAGAAGACAGCUUCCAUCCAAUGAUCAUCCAGAUUUGGGCAACUCAGAUUUGGUAAUUAUAUAGAAAUGCUAAGAUUUAACAAAAAAAGCUCCAUCCAAAUGUUAUUGAUCACUUGUACAGAGACAUGUGCAAAAAUGUAUUAGGUCUCACAAAAUCUUGAAUCAGUGACCCUGUUGCUCACAGAGGUGAGAUUCUGGAAUAUAAGAAGAUUUUUACAGGGCUGGAACCUGUAAACUUACACAAAAGUGACGGAAACACAAAGAUUAGUUUGCUAAUAUAGAGGUACAGGUGGGGCUGGUGAACUAGUAAAGAAAUCAGAAGUUGCACAAAAAGACUGCCAUAUUUAAGUAUGUUACUGUUAAAUAUAAGGAACAAAUGCAUGUUUGAUUUUUUUUAGCCAUGAUAUUUGGGGCUGAAAUUUUUUAAAAACUUUUUAGGGCAUAUAGGGCUGUGUCUUAUGGAACCUAAAAUGUGUACACUGAGUAUAAAAAUGUGGAUUUUAGUUUACAAAACAUAAACAAAUAUAUUAGCUACCAGAAAAAUGAUUGCUCAGGUAAUACGUUUAUAUCUUAAGGAAAACUAUACAUGAACCUGCUUGUGUUUGCAUUAUUUUUGGUCCAAACUAGUAUUUUAUUGGAAGGUACUUGGAAAAUAAAAUUCUUGUUUCUUAAAAAAAAGAAAGAAAGAAACACACAAACGCAUUAGUUUUUUGCAUAGUUACAUCUUGCUGGUGCUGAACAAAGCAACAGAAAAUACACAUUGAAUUCGACAAGUCUCCUGCCCCUUACUACAAGGAGCUGGAUUUCAAGUGUCUUCUUCCCAAAGAGCUAACCAUCUUCUGAACGCUGAAACAAUCUUAAACGUCUAUACCAGUUAUAUAGUCUCUUUCUACUAUCACACUUCCCUGACUUAUUCAGUAAAUUGACCCUAUAACCAAUAUGCACUGCAAUUUUUGUCUUGCUCAAACCAAAUCCACCCCACUGAGAUCUUGCGUCCUUCUCAGCUCAGCCUUCCUUUUCCUGAAAGCCGGCAGAAGCCAGCAGAACUACUCCUUCACCAAGCUGAAUUCAUCUCGUGUUCUCCAUCUUGCUGGUUAUAGGGCAGUGAUGGUUAACCUUUUUGGUGCCGGGUGCCCAAAGCAUGUGUGUGCAAAUGCACGUGCAUGUGCCUGAACCCCCCAAAAUACAAUGUGAGCGCCCCGCCUGUGCAUGUGCCCUCCCCCCCGCUUUAUUUUCGGCCUGGAAAGCCACCUGCAGCCUCUACCCACGCACCCCAAAGACCAGCUGGCCGGUGGGAGGCGUGGAUGCAUGUGCGGUGGAGUUGGGCUGGGGUGAUGGCUGGCUUGCCUGCAGAGAGGCCUCUGCAUGCCACCUGUGGCGUGUGUUCCAUAGGUUCACCAUCACAGUUACAGGGUGAUCCCAUCAGGAUAUUUUGAAGGACAUUUAAUGCUUUUCUUAUCAAAGCUUCUGGGCUGCUUAACACAUAAUCCCCAUAUCCCAAUAAUAUAUAAACCUGCACUCAAUUGUGUGAGUGGCACAGAAAACAGAAAGAAAGCUUUCUUUCUUUCUUUGUAUAUUUGUAAGAGGAAAUGGCUAGAUUGAUAGUGUACACCACAUAACAAUGAUUUCCAAAAAGUUCUACUUCAAACACUUUUUCAUGCCUUCAUUCCUGAAGCUGCUUAUACUUUUCAAAACAAACAUAUUAAAGUGAUUUUUUUAUAUUUGUAUGGUUUUGCAACUAUACACACUUCCCUGGGUACAGCAUUGAAGUAUUGUUCCUAAAACAAUCGUCUUACUUGUACCUCCUACUCACUAUCAGAGUGUAUAAAAUCAAUGGAAUGAUACAGCUGGAUAAUCUGCAGCCAUGGAAAAAUUUGAAAAGGCAGUUUUUUGCUGCUUUAAUUUGGGAGUGGCCGAUGACAAAAAAUCUCUAGCAUUUUCUUUUUCCCAGCAAGAUUCCUCCAGUGUCAACACUGAUCUUGAAUUAUGCUCUCCGUAGAAAGAAUACAUGACAAACUACUUCUGAAACUAAAAUCCUACGGCAUCUCUGAACCCCUUCAUAAUUGGAUAACUGGAUUCCUGUCAAACAGGCAACAAGUGAUCAAAAUAGACAGCACCCUAUCAAAUCCUGCACCUGUUAAUAAUGGUGUCCCCCAAGGCAGCAUUCUAGGACCAAUACUCUUCAUAUUAUACAUAAUUGACCUUUGUGAUCAUACAAGUAACUGCGUUCUCUUCGCCGAUGAUGUUAAAUUAUUUAAUGCUACCAACAAUACUGCUACCCUUCAAAAAGACCUUGACUUUGUGUUGGAAUGGUCAAAAAAUUGGCAACUCCAAAUCUUAAUCAACAAAUGCUCUUACACAUUGGCAAAAAGAAUCAGAACACAAAAUACAACCUAAGUGCACAUGACCUUGUAAAUGACCCUCACUCUGUCAAGGACCUUGGAAUACUCGUAUCAAAUGAUCUGAGUGCCAAAGCCCACUGUAACAACAUUGCCAAAAAGGCAUUAAGAGUUGUAAACCAAAUCUUGCAUAGCUUCUCCGGUAAGACUACACUACUAACCAGAGUAUAUAAAACAUUUGCUAGACCAAUUCUUGAAUACAGGUCAUCUGUCUGGAACCCACAGUGCAUAUCGGUCAUUAAUAUAAUUGAGCACGUCCAGAAAUAUUUCACAAGAAGAGUCCUCCACUCCUGCUCGUAACAAAAUACCUUAUGCCACCAAACUUGAAAUUCUGGGUUUAGAAAAUUUAGAACUAUGCCGCCUUCAGUAUGACUUGAGCAUAACUCAUAAAAUCAUCUGCUACAAUGUCUUUCCUGUCAAUGACUACUUCAGCUUUAACCACAACAAUACAGGAACAAACAAUAGGUACAAACUUAAAAUGAACCACUCCAAUUUCGAUUGCAGAAAAUAUGACUUCAGUAACAGAGUUGUUAAUGCCUGGAAUGCACUACCAGACUCUGUGGUUUUAUCCCAAAAUCCCAAAAACUUUAACCUAAAACUGUCUACUGUUGACUUGGGCAUGCAUAAGAGCACCAGUGUUCCUGUCCUAAUGUUCCCUUUAAUUGUAUUCAUUUUAUGUACUCAAUUCAUGCUUAUACUUAUAUAUAUAUAUUAUUUAAUAUGUACUUGACAAAAUAAAUAAAUAAAUCC
Molecule: messenger RNA, 5867 nt
Organism: Ahaetulla prasina
Lineage: Eukaryota; Metazoa; Chordata; Lepidosauria; Squamata; Colubridae
Product: lysophospholipid acyltransferase 7-like
Exons: 8
Coding region: 146-1561 (471 amino acids)
Biological process (GO): phosphatidylinositol biosynthetic process; lipid modification
Cellular component (GO): membrane; mitochondria-associated endoplasmic reticulum membrane contact site
Molecular function (GO): lysophospholipid acyltransferase activity
Source: RefSeq, a predicted model, not a curated record